Molecule: messenger RNA, 2007 nt
Organism: Ipomoea nil (Japanese morning glory)
Lineage: Eukaryota; Viridiplantae; Streptophyta; Magnoliopsida; Solanales; Convolvulaceae
Exons: 3
Coding region: 1-2007 (668 amino acids)
Molecular function (GO): RNA-DNA hybrid ribonuclease activity; nucleic acid binding
Source: RefSeq, a predicted model, not a curated record
AUGUUGAGGGCCUUGGGGUUUGGGGGUGACUGGGUGAAUUUAUUAAUGCUCUGUGUCAAUUCAGUGAGCUAUUCGAUCUUGGUAAACGGGGAGGUGGCAGGACAAGUUCGUCCCACUCGGGGCAUUCGUCAUGGUGACCCGCUGUCACCGUAUCUUUUCAUCAUUUGUGCUGAGGGUUUUUCUACUCUCCUGCAAAUGGCGGAGGCUUGCAGGGAUAUUCAUGGUGUGAGGGUGGCCCGGGGGGCUCCGGCCAUCACUCACUUAUUUUUCGCUGAUGACAGCUUGCUUUUUUUCAAGGCAAGUGAACGAGAAGCACUUAAAGUUAAAGAGUGUUUGGAUGUGUAUAGCCGGGCCUCGGGACAGCUUAUCAAUUUCGAGAAAUCUAGUGCAGUGUACAGCUCAAACACUCCCUCUCAUGUCCGGGCGGUAGUGUCUGAACUCAUUGGGGUUCCCGAAGCGGCAGAUCUAGGACGUUAUUUGGGGCUGCCGUCGAUGUUGGGACGUAACAAAACAGCAGUGUUUCGUUACAUCGAAAGCAAUGUUCGUGCACGGAUUGGGAUGUGGCAGAAUAAACUUCUUUCUCGUGCUGGUAAGGAGGUCCUACUUAAGAGCAUAGCACAAGCCUUACCAAUUUUCACCAUGUCAGUGUUCCUACUCCCGAUGCGAGUCUGCGACACAUUGGAAAAAUUGUACAACCGCUUCUGGUGGGGCGGGGGAGGACAAGACAGACGAGGGAUACAUUGGCUUAGCUGGGGAAGAAUGUGCAUUCCCAAGUCGAGGGGCGGGCUAGGCUUUAAAAAACUACAUGAAUUCACCAUGGCACUUCUGGCUAAACAAGGAUGGAGGAUAUUAAUCAAUCCCGAGUCCUUAGUCAGUCGUUUGUUAAAAGCACGCUAUUUUCCCACGAAGGAUUUCAUGGACGCACAGUUGGGGUGUAAUCCGAGUUUUAUAUGGCGCAGCAUCCAUGCGGGGCGGAAAGUUUUAGAUUUGGGAGUCACUAGGCGUGUUGGGGAUGGGAUGGAUACGAAAAUUUGGGGUAGGGGUUGGUUAGCGGGCGACUCGCAUGUAAACUUACGCACUCCUUGUGUGGAGUAUUUGCAAGACGCGAGGGUGCACGGACUGUUGGACGGUCAGGGACAGUGGGAUUUAAGUAUCCUUAGGGAUAUAUUUUUGGAGGAGGAUGUGCCCAAGAUUUUGGCGACUCCGGUGAGCAGCCAAUUUCGAGAUAGUUGGCGUUGGGUGGGCGAUGUACGUGGUUGCUAUACUGUCAAAAAUGGUUAUCGGCGUCUUACGGAGGAGGCGAGUUCACAGAAUACCGCCGAUGGCUUUCAAGCGUGGAAUGCUCUCUGGUCAGCGCCGAUCCCCCCGAAGGUGAAAAACUUUCUUUGGCGGUGCGCACUAAAUAUCUUACCUGUUCGAGACAACUUGCGGAUAAAGAUGGGCAGUAAGAAUGUUCUACAGGGCCGUAACUUCUUCGAAUUUCUUUCGACUGUGAUUGGUAACGCGACGGUGGAUGUCGUCAUGCAUGCGGCUGCAGUUCUCUGGAUUGUUUGGUCCACACGAAAUGAUGUAGUGUGGAAAGCGGUGUUCGGGGCAGGCGCUAGCUUUGGCAUCGUUGUUCGGGACCAUGGGAGGCGAUUCAUUGCGGCGAAGAGUGGUUGGUUGAAUGACGUGGACGAUCCCUAUAUGGCUGAAGCAAUUGGUGUAAGGGAAGCUCUAACGUGGCUCAAAGCUCAGGAUCAUAGUGUCAUUAUUUUAGAGUCUGAUUGUUUAAACUUUUGUACUGCUUUUAAUUCUGUUAUUUCUGAUUUUUCGUAUGUUGGCCUAGUUGUGAAGCAAUGUGUGUCGAUUGCUAGGGACAUGGGAUCGGUGAAAGUAUCCCAUGUGAAGAGAUCAGCGAAUCGUGUGGCUCAUGCGUUAGCUCGGGUGACCGUUUCUUUGUCUGACUCCGGGGUGUGGUAUGGUAUCCCACCUAUUUGUAUUGAGAAUGUUUUAACCCAGGAAUGA